Messenger RNA from Punica granatum (pomegranate), 369 nucleotides. Lineage: Eukaryota; Viridiplantae; Streptophyta; Magnoliopsida; Myrtales; Lythraceae. The record is from RefSeq and is a predicted model, not a curated record.
AUGGAUCAAAAGGGUUCUGAUCCUACUGUUAGUAGCUCCUCCAUUGCCCUUUUGCAGGAGAGAUUCAGGGAGCUGGAGAGAGUGAAGGAGAGGAGAGUUGAAAAGGAGCUUACCGAACAGAAACCGACUACUUUCCGACCUCGAGUGAACUCCACAGCACAUCUUGAUGAUCGCUACAAGCUCUGCUUCCCACCUCAGGUGAAGACGAGGCAGCCUCCCCAAGACUUCUCGCUCUCUCUUGGCCUCAACUCUCAGAGCCACCUGAUUGAUCCAAGGGCCAUGAAAAACCUUACCCAGCUGAGUUCCUCGCCUAAACGACCCCGUGAGAGUUUUGAGAAUUCUGAUGUUGACACUUCUCUUCAUCUCUAA